This is a messenger RNA of Auxenochlorella protothecoides, 336 nucleotides long. RefSeq names its product Pleckstrin-like proteiny domain-containing family A member 8. Gene Ontology annotation, cellular component: membrane; cytosol; cytoplasm. Gene Ontology annotation, biological process: intermembrane lipid transfer; ceramide transport. Gene Ontology annotation, molecular function: ceramide 1-phosphate transfer activity; ceramide 1-phosphate binding. The transcript is spliced from 2 exons. Bases 1 to 336 code for a protein of 111 amino acids. Lineage: Eukaryota; Viridiplantae; Chlorophyta; Trebouxiophyceae; Chlorellales; Chlorellaceae. The record is from RefSeq and is a predicted model, not a curated record.
AUGCUGGUGAAGAGCGAUGUCGGGGGAAACAUCGACAGACUGGCCAGGAGCGCCGCGACCAACCCAGAGCGCUACGACGCCGACAUAUUAGUCAUCGUGGAGGAUGAGGUCCAGGCCGGCGGGGCAGCCUCCUCCUCCUCCUCCACCAAGGGCCUGCUCUGGCUGAAAAGGGCCAUGCAGUUUGUGACGGCGCUCCUGAACCGUCUGACGGAGGAUGAGGAGGAGAGCCUGUCGGCAGCCGCCAGUGAAACCUAUUAUGCGACCCUGCAGCAAUACCAUGGCUGGAUUGUGACGGGCACCUUCACUGUUGCCCUGAAACUGGUGCCUGCCAGGUGA